AUGUUCAGAUACGCGCACCUUUUUGUCCUUGCGGUUGCUGUCAUGGCUGCUGCUAUUCCAAUCUCCGAUGCGCUCAAUGCGAGAGCAGCAACGUCCUCUCUCAACCUACCCUUAAGCAUUGUCCCCUGGCGGCGUGCCUAUAACCCAUCUAUUCAGGACCAUUUCUACACUCCCGAUCUCAAUGAGUGGAACAACGCUGUCAACACCCUCGGGUACUCAGCUGAAGGCAUAGCAUGUCAAAUCCAUUCUACUCAGCAAUGGGACACCGUCCCAUUCUAUAGGAUGUACAAUCCGUCAAUUACCGAUCAUUUCUACACCACAUCGGAACCAGAGCGAGAGAAUGCAAUUCAGAAUUUGGGAUAUUCGGAUGAAGGCAUCACGGGCUACAUCUACCCAGAGCCUUGCGCAUUUACAGUCCCACUGUACCGUCUCUACAACCCGUCAAUUACCGAUCAUUUCUACACUAUAUCCGAGGCGGAGAGAGAUAACGCUGCUACAAACUUGGGGUACUCCAAAGAGGGUAUUGCGGGUUACGUAUUCCGUCCAAACUAG
Molecule: messenger RNA, 552 nt
Organism: Penicillium subrubescens
Lineage: Eukaryota; Fungi; Ascomycota; Eurotiomycetes; Eurotiales; Aspergillaceae
Exons: 1
Coding region: 1-552 (183 amino acids)
Source: RefSeq, a predicted model, not a curated record